AUGGAGGGGAUUUUUCAGAUAGUGCAUUGUAAUGAAGAGAAUAAAGUUGUGUUUGAUUCUCACUUGAUGAUGGGUCCUGCUGUGAGGUGGUGGGAAAGUGCUUUGACUCUUAUGACCAAUUCAGGAGUACCUAUGGAUUCGGAGCAUUUUAAGACUACUUUUCUAGAUAAGUAUUUUCCUAUCUCUUUGAGGACUCAGAAAGAAUUUGAGUUUCAGCAGCUUAGACAGGGUACUAUGUCAGUGGCUAUGUAUGCUGAAAAGUUUGAAGAUAUGGCUGCUUAUUCUAGACAGGUCGUGUAUGCACCAGAUGAGAAGUGGAAGAUCGAUCAAUUCCUUUUUGGUUUAAGAGGUGAAAUUUCUCAUAGUGUUUCUCAAAGAGAAUUCACUACUUAUGAUGAAUUUCUAAGGCAAUUCUAUGUGGCUGAGAACAGUUUGAAGAAAGUUCAAGAAGAAAGGGAUCAAUAUAGGAUUGGACAGAAGGACCAGGGAAGGCCAUGUAACCAGUUUAGGCCUAGACCUUAA
This is a messenger RNA of Lathyrus oleraceus (garden pea), 522 nucleotides long. RefSeq lists its product as uncharacterized. Bases 1 to 522 code for a protein of 173 amino acids. The record is from RefSeq and is a predicted model, not a curated record. The transcript has a single exon. NCBI's taxonomy places the organism in Eukaryota, Viridiplantae, Streptophyta, Magnoliopsida, Fabales, Fabaceae.